AUGAGAUGUUUUGCCUGCAACGGUGGCUUGCUUUCUUUUCCACGGAACCAGCCUCCCUGGAAAGCUGACACCGGCUCUCGCCGUGGGGGUCAUGAGGUACCUGCUGUCCUCUGGUCGGACAAGAAUGUAGCGUUUCUAACGUGUGGCCUGCCCACCAUGACCUUGAUCGCUUUGUGCCCCCCAUGGACAGCUAUCCUGCAAGAUUUUUCAGUUGUCGGGGGUCAGGUCCCCAGUGCUGCGGGGACAGGCGUCGUCCGUGAUUCCAAAGGGGCCCCGCACGUGACCCAAGUCCAGCGUGGGGGUCAGCAUCCCUCGGACGCCCCCGCCGGCGAAAUCCCCGCGAGCCCACGAGGCGCGGCCGGACCGCGAGAAGGUCCACGAGGCGCAAGCUCCUCCUCCGCCCGCUCCCCGGCGAAAGUCAAAUUCCGAAUAUGUCAGAGUUUUUUUUCUAGGAAGAGAAUCCAAGAUCUUUCAAAGCCUAAAAAGCAAUGGGGAAUUCCAGAUAGAAAACUGUUUUGGGGAAACCAAGAUCCUAUUCACCCUGUUUCCCAGAGUGCUUUGAAGGUUCAGCUGACCAAAAGACUUGAGAUGCUUGCCCAGCCCAAGAAAGUUUCUUGUCACUAUAUUCCAAACAGGGCUCAAUAUUACUACAGCUGUGGAAGAGAAUCUGUAAUCUGGGCUAUCUCUCCUCCGGCAUUGGUUAGCCAGCCUUCCAGAAGGAUCCAGAGGCUGGCACAGCCCAAAAGAUUCAAAAGACGCUAUCUUCCAAAUAGGCCCUUCAGUGAUUACAUAACAAGAGAUAGUCUUCCACUCUCUGAUCCUUCUCCCCGAAUAUUACGACUCUCGAUAGCCAAAGGCACAGAUCCAGACUAUGUUCCUCCAAAAGAAAUUGAAACCAAGAUUUCGAUUUCAGCCCUGAGCGCUGUUGCAAGUCCAAGAAUUGUAGACCUUGCCCACCCAAGGAUCAAGUUAGAAGGGCUGUGCUAUGAAAGACAGAGAAAUGACUUGCCCAUUCGUCCGAUAGCCCCGGCUGCACUGCAAGCCAACGCUAGCCCCCGCACCAUAGCACUAGCGAAGCCCAAGUCUCUUCAUCAGGAUUACCUACCCGCCCGUGAUGCCCACUGGGCAGUGUCUUCUGCUGCUAUCCAUUCCAAAGUAUCGCCCAGAAUUCAGGAACUAGCUAAUCCAAAUAAAAGGGCUUCCAUGCAUAUCGUCUACUAUGAUCCAGCUGUCUUUAAAGUGAAGGCGGCUGCUUUGAAAGCACGGUGUUCUCAGAGGAUCCAGGAGCUGGCAGAACCUGUCACACGUUAA
This is a messenger RNA of Carlito syrichta (Philippine tarsier), 1311 nucleotides long. It is a transcript of the gene SPMAP2L, whose product is annotated as theg spermatid protein like. The record is from RefSeq and is a predicted model, not a curated record. NCBI's taxonomy places the organism in Eukaryota, Metazoa, Chordata, Mammalia, Primates, Tarsiidae. The transcript has 8 exons. The coding region runs from base 1 to 1311 and encodes 436 amino acids.